AUGCCUCCUACCGCGAUAUGGAUCAAAAUCUGUGAGAGCGAUGCUCUUCGCAGAUCGUCCCAGACCCUGACAGUCGUGAAUGACGCGGCAUACAUCUUCGGGGGCGAACUACGGCCUCGCGAGCCGGUAGAGUCGUCCGUAUAUCGGAUUCCUAAGAGGCAGGACGCGGGCAUCGACAGCAUUUUGUCAGCAUCGGCCGAUAACGCCCCUCAAGCAAGAGUGGGAGCCACAUCCACAGCUCUCAACGGGAAGAUCUAUGUCUUCUCUGGCCGUGGAGGCGUAGGAAUGGCACCCAUCGAGGAGAACGGAGCACUCUGGGUUCUCGAUACGACGUCCAAAGACUGGUCGCAGGUCCAGCCCCGAGAUCCUGCUGGUCCACGGCCUGCUGGGCGCAGCUACCACGCCAUGACGAACGACGGGCAGGACACCAUCUUCAUCCAUGCGGGCUGUCCCGAAAAGGGGCGCCUAAGUGACCUUUGGGCCUUCAACGUUGCGGAACGGACCUGGCGGGAAUUGCCUGCUGCACCGGCUCCGGAACGUGGAGGCACGUCAAUUGCAUAUACUCAAGGGAAGCUGUAUCGCAUGAAUGGGUUUGAUGGUAAGACCGAACAAGGUGGAGCGCUGGACGUAUUCGAUCCAAAGACCAGUUCGUGGCAGACGGUCAAAUUUGAUGCAGAUGGGAGCCAAGGGCCCGGGCCCCGGAGCGUGAGCUGUCUUCUCGCGGUCGUUGUGGAUGGCCAACCAAGCCUCAUCACGAUGCUCGGAGAGCACGACCCAAGCAGCUUGGGACAUCAGGGUGCUGGAAAAAUGCUCGAUGAUGUGUGGAUAUUUGCCAUUCACUCGCAGAAGUGGACGAAGCUCAUGGUCGAGGGAGGUGAAAAGCCAUGCCCUAGAGGGUGGUUCGAUGCCGAUGUUGCUGGGGACACAGAGGUGGUGAUACACGGCGGUCUGGCAGAGUCGAACCAGAGACUGGGAGAUGUGUGGCUUUUAAAUCUCGGAGCGGGUAUGAGAUCUUAG
Cladophialophora yegresii CBS 114405 is the source of this 1017-nucleotide messenger RNA. RefSeq lists its product as uncharacterized. Lineage: Eukaryota; Fungi; Ascomycota; Eurotiomycetes; Chaetothyriales; Herpotrichiellaceae. The coding region runs from base 1 to 1017 and encodes 338 amino acids. Gene Ontology annotation, molecular function: protein binding. The record is from RefSeq and is a predicted model, not a curated record. The transcript has 2 exons.